Lottia gigantea (owl limpet) is the source of this 1374-nucleotide messenger RNA. RefSeq lists its product as hypothetical. The record is from RefSeq and is a predicted model, not a curated record. The transcript is spliced from 13 exons. Gene Ontology annotation, molecular function: protein binding. The coding region runs from base 97 to 1374 and encodes 425 amino acids. Lineage: Eukaryota; Metazoa; Mollusca; Gastropoda; Lottiidae.
AAUAUACGUAGUUGUACCUUACAAAAUUUUAUCUUGCGAUCUAUACCAUUACCUAAAUAUUUAGUUGAAGAAGAACUCUGAUGUGUUUUCAAAUUGAUGAAUGUUAUAAUGAAUUUUGGGAAUUUUAUACUUUUACUUUUGUGUAUAGUUUACAUCGACCUGUAUAAACCGACCUUCUAUGUUGAUGGUAAAGCUGGUGACAAUUGUAGUGGAAAUGAUACAUCAACGUGUGGAAGUCCAUCAACACCAUACGUGUGUAAGAAUGACUACUGUAUUUGUGACCGGAAACUGUUUUUUGAAGAUGAUGUUGGGAAUUGUGUUGAAUAUAAAGAUCCUGUUCCACCAUCUAAAGUUGAAAUAGUGGACCAAACAGCCACUAAUUUAACUGUUACAUGGACAAAACUAGCAGAAUACCCUGGUCCUAUGGCGUUUGUUGUAGAAAUGUUUGAAACAGAAAGGCGAGACAGUGAAGUAGCAGAUAAAACAUUGUAUACCGCACAUAUUGGCAAGAACGCUUACAACACUACCAAGUAUAUCCACAGCAAUCGUAUUGUUGGUUACUGGACCUACAGAGCUGCUGUAAGGGUAUUUCUACUAAAUGAUGAAAGCUCGAAUAAUUCAUACUCAAAGCAAAUCAGGACACCCACAGCUCCGGCAGGUACAGUUCAUGUAUUCCGUGUUAUUAUUCUGGGACAUAAUCAUUCCGAUGCUAAAGUUUGGUGGAGAUGUCCACAUGAGAAGGAGCGCAAUGGUAUUAUAACAAACUACACUGUAGAAAUAAAAUUGAAUGUAAUACGAAAGUUUAUCACGUGGAAACAAGCAAAAGAAGCUGAUUUUAAUUCGCCAUUUUUAGUAACAAAGGGAGAUUGGAUAAAACUCUCUAAUAAUUCGGAAUUUUCCACCUUUACGGCGGGCAAUGAUGAUGGUUGUGAUGAAAAACCGACUGAGGAAAUUUGUAAUGGACCUUUAGAACCAGGUACAGCAUACCAAGCGAUUGCGUUUUCGUGUACCAGUGUUGGGUGUUCAUAUACAUAUCUAGGAGGUUCGGGUUGGUAUAGAACGCAAGAUAAAGAUAGAACGAUACCAAUUGUGGCAGGUAUUUUGGGUACAGUGGCUGGUCUGAUUCUGAUUGGUGUUGUCAUUGUCUUAUAUAAAAAAGGAAAACUACCAUGUUCCAGUAAACAGCGUCCCUAUUCGGUGACUCAAACGGAACAUAAAGAUAGAACGAUACCAAUUGUGGCAGGUAUUUUGGGUACAGUGGCUGGUCUGAUUCUGAUUGGUGUUGUCAUUGUCUUAUAUAAAAAAGGAAAACUACCAUGUUCCAGUAAACAGCGUCCCUAUUCGGUGACUCAAACGGAACUGUUUAGCCAAUGA